Messenger RNA from Chara braunii, 1746 nucleotides. Lineage: Eukaryota; Viridiplantae; Streptophyta; Charophyceae; Charales; Characeae. The record is from the annotation of a GenBank genome assembly.
GGACGGCGACAGUCUGACUGCAGUUGGUCUUGGCACGCGGACUGGCGCGAGUGGCGGCCGUGGUACAAGUUGAGAGAAGAGGACGAAAGAAAAACCGUACGCAUCAUGUCGAUGUCAGUAGCACAGGUGGAGGCUGCUCUUGCAGAGGUAAUGAAGUAUGCAAAGGAGGGCGUCCACUACAAUGGUGACAGCGAGUUGUGUUUGCUUCAGGACAGGGUGCGGAGGUACUUCAUAGUCGCUGUGGAUAUGAGAUCCACAAUCAUGGCAAACAGUGAGGGCUGUGUCAAAGCACGAACACUCUUGCAACGCUUCAGAGAGUCACCACAUGUACGUGUGGACAUCGAUGUGGAAGACAGUGCAUACAGUGUAAAAGGAGUGGUCCAGUGGAUCUGCAGCAAAGGGAUGUGCAAAGAAGGAGACGUGGACUUGACAAUGCAGCAGACAGGGGGGACAUAUACACCUGCGAACUUGGGCAAGUUGCUGGGCACUGUCGCACGGAAUGGGGGAAUGUUGGUUGAUGGGUCGAAGGACGAGUUGAAGAGUGGUGCUGCAGAAAUAUUGGUGUUGUCCAAAAUGAAGGACAUUACAGAAACACCGCCAGAAGACUUUCAAGAUGUUCAUGUCAUUGUCGCAGAUGGUGUGGAAUAUAUUCUGCUGGAUCAACUUGUGGACUUCAUGAAAAAGAGUGACGACGACAGGAACGUCAUUCAUGAGGCGUUGCACGAAGUGAUAGAGUUUGCACUGCAGGGUCAAGAUCUGAUAGAAUUUGUGUCAGCAAUAACAGAAGACAACAUCAUAUCUGGCAGACUGUUGUGGGGGGAGUUGUUAUCAGCUGCUUUGGAGCGGCUCGGUCUUGCAAGCUGCGAUGUUGAGAGACAAAGAGAAAGAGAAGAAGGGUGGAAGAGGUCGGCUGAGGUGCCGAGUUGCAAUCAUUUUCACGCGGACAUGGAAAACACAUACCACAUUCACAAACGUCGUGGAUGGAUAGUUACGAACUUAGCCAGCCGCAAAACCGUUGUGAUGAAUGUUGUGUCAUAUAUCGUGUACCAUGCCGGCGUCGAGAACCGUCCACCCAAGGCCCCCGAGAAGAGGUUGUGGGAAGACGGAAUGUCAAAGGUGCAUCGCAGGACAAAGAAGAGAAUCACGUACAAAAAGGACAAAAUGGUGGAGAUGAUGAAUCUGAGAGCCUCGGACGAUAUGCACAGCGCGACCCGAGAGGAAGCAGAAGAGGAACACGACCAGUCCAUAUCAGAAAAGUCUGACGGGGAGGAGAACGAGGCAACAAGUGACGAGGGAGGUGACAGUGAAACUUCCGACGAACAUUUUCGCGACACUCACGACGCUGAUGACGAGGACGGCAGGAGCAGCGACGGCACAGCACAGGACGAGGGCGAUGACGGGGCAGGCGAAGACGACAGAAGCGCGGACGAAAGAGGGAGUUCCCCAUCUCCGAGAAGAACGCGACGCACGAGGGAACCCGAAAAUGGCGGCGAGGGAGGCGCAGCCGACGCGCCCUCCAUUGACAGACAACUAGUGAGGCACGACAACGCAGUUAAAAAAGGUAAACAAAAUGUGCUGAAGUUGCUCCUCUUGCACAACGAUUACGUGGUGACGGCGCAAAGUGAUGACAUUUCCUUAAUGCGAUGAUGUCGCUGUGCUGAACUUACAGUUGAAACGGGCUGUUGAAUUUGGCAGAGAUGGUUCUGCAAUAUGAAAUCGAGCAGACAACAAAGACCACCAGAGCAG